Molecule: messenger RNA, 1878 nt
Organism: Plenodomus lingam JN3
Lineage: Eukaryota; Fungi; Ascomycota; Dothideomycetes; Pleosporales; Leptosphaeriaceae
Biological process (GO): replication-born double-strand break repair via sister chromatid exchange; mitotic sister chromatid cohesion
Cellular component (GO): mitotic cohesin complex
Molecular function (GO): protein binding; chromatin binding
Source: RefSeq, a predicted model, not a curated record
AUGUUUCUUCCCGAGGAUCUCCUUUUCAAGUCUGGCCAGCUGGCACGCGUCUGGCUUGCUGCCAAUCAACACAAGAAACUCACCAAAGCCCAGGUGUUGCAGGACAAGAUUGAUGAGGAUAUCAAGGUCAUCAUUCGACCAGAGGGGGCUGCUGGCGGCCCUCUUGCUUUGCGCUUGAACGCCCAGCUACUUCUGGGUGUUGUGCGCAUCUACUCGAGAAAAGCGCAUUACCUGCACGAUGACUGCAACGACGCGCUGUGGAAGAUCAAAAUGGCUUUCCGCCCAGGAAACAUCGAUUUGCCUUCACAAACACACGUGGCCAAUCCAACGAGUCUGACCCUACCCGACAUGAUCACAGAUCUGGACCUCCUCGCACCCAUGCCAGAUCCCGCCCUCUUGCUGUCGCAAGCCCUGGACACCAACCUCAAUUUCGGGAACACGACAGUACCGGACUGGGAUAACAGUCAGUUCAUGUCUGGCAGUAUUGAACAGCCCCGCAUGGAGCUCAUGGACGAUGAUGAUGACUUGGGCAUCAACAUUGGCGAAGACGAAAUGGAGCCUGGAUUCAACGACACAAGCAUUGAAAUGGGUCGUAAUGCCCCAUUGGAGCGACGCCAAUCCGAAGAUUUCGGCACUGGGAUGAAGGACCUGUUAGAUGACGGUGACGACCUUGGCAUCAACAUUGGCGAGGAUGACGAGACGGAGAUUGCCCGUGCUCCAGAACUAGACAUUGGCGGCGAGGACAUCACCAUGGGUGGUAUGUCCGAGAUGGACCUUCCAGCCGGAUCAACGGCUGGCGAUCUGCCCGAACAACCUCCACAGCGUGAGGACUCACCGCUUUCCGAACUUGGCGAAGAAGAAGCGACUGCACUCGAGCAGGAAGUUACCGCCUUUGAGCCCGCUCCUGAGGAAGAAGAGGAAGAAUCCAUUCACCAAGCGAGGGCGAAGCGAAGGCGGGUCAUUGGUCAGGACGCUGAGACGAUGAUUUCCAGUCAUCAACUCAGAGAGCAACAAAAUAACCGUGACAAGAUUCUCAAACCGGCCUCAUUCUUGCCACGCGACCCCCUCCUCAUGGCUCUGAUCAAUAUGCAGAAGUCUGGAGGGUUUGUAUCGAAUAUUUUGGGUGAUGGCCGAAGUCAAGGCUGGGCACCUGAGCUGCGCGGCAUUCUUUCGUUGGAGGUCGUGUCGCGGCCCAGCCAGAAGCGUAAACGGGACAGCGGCGUUGCGGAUCUUGGCACAACAGAGGAUGAAGCGGUUCCUGAAGGCGAGAAAACACCCCAGCUGGAAUUCGAGCAAGAGGAGCCUACUUUGGGCGGCAUGGAUGUUGGUAUCGGUGGUGAUGGUACUACACACGUAGGCUCUGACGACAUAGUUCAGCUUCCAGAUGAACCAGCUUUCCCGCAGAUGGGAGACGACGAUAACGACUUUUCCGUACCAGACAACUUUGACGAUACAACCGCUCCCCUCGUGCACCCAGCAGAGGCUGGACCCAUCUCACUCGGCACAAAGCACGCUGUGCACCUCCUACGAGAGCGACUGGGGCCAGAGCCUGAUGAGGAAGAACCAGAGCGACAGAGGACCAGCAUCCUCUUCCAGGACAUGCUACCGGAGGCAAGGACGUCACGGGCUGAUGCGACCAAGAUGUUCUUUGAAGUCCUGGUCCUUGCCACCAAAGAUGCCAUCAAGAUCGAGCAGCCUGCGAACGAGCUCGGUGGACCUCUUCGUAUUCGUGCUAAACGAAGUCUUUGGGGUGAGUGGGCAGAUCAAGCGGUCAGCCGUGAACUGGCCUCUCAAGCUCAGACUGCUCCUCAGGCAGACUUGGACGCGCCAGCCGAAGGUAUCCUGCAAGGUCCGCCGGAAGCGUCUGUCUCUGCAUAA